CAUUUUAAUUCGUAAAUGCUUAAAGUUAUGUAUGUUUUUCAAUAACUAAUGAAAUUUAAGAGUUUAUAAAGUUCAGUGCUGAUUUUUGAACUUUAUUUCUUAAAUUACCCAAACUGGAAAACCGAAACAAAUAAAAAACAUCAAUAGAUGAAAGAAGGUUAUCGUGUUAGAGAGUCGUAUUCAAGUUCUCAUUUCUCAUACCCUACUUUGAUUGAUCUUUGUAAAAGAUGUGUCCUGUAGUGUUGCUAGCGUUGUUGUUUAGUUUUUUAAUGCUGCUAAUGGAAUUAACAGCAGCUAUCAAUGUUACGUUUUAUCCGAAUCCUUUAAAAAAACUUAUUGAGAGUGAAGAAAAACAAGUGUACUUCACUGUUUUUGAAAAAUCUCUUAACAAUCCAUCAGAAGGGAUUUAUAAAGCUGUAUCUACUAACCCAGAUAUUGCUACGAUAAAUAAUACUGUCUUUGAUUAUAGCAGUUAUAAUGGAUCUUUCUUUAUCCAAGCAGUAUUUCUGGGCAAAACUUCGGUACGAGUUGUUAAAGAAGUGAACGGGACAACUAAAGAAAUCUCUCCACCUCUAGAGAUCAUUGUGAUGCGAAAAGUUCGAGCUAUAUCAAAAGCUUUCACUAUAUCUGUAGCCACCCUAGUGUCUUUAAACUAUAUAAAUAUGGGUUGUGCUUUAGAUCUUAGUGUGGUGCAGUCAGUUUUGCGAAAACCUAUCGCACCUACUAUUGGAUUUAUUUCGCAGUAUGCUGUCAUGCCUUUAGUUGCUUAUGGCUUAGCUAGGUUGCUAUUUGAUGAUGUCAUCCUACGCUUAGGUUUGUUUACAUUUGGGUGCAGUCCUGGAGGCGGAGCAAGUAACAUGUGGACAGUUCUGUUAAAUGGCAACCUUAAUUUAAGCUUGACUAUGACCUUCAUCAGUAAUCUUGCAGCACUGGGUAUGUAACCUUUCACAUUUCAAAAUUUACCCUAUUUCUCAAAUAUUUUUAUGCACCUUUAAUAUUCAUAUGAAAAUUAUAAUAUAAUAUAUUCAGUAUCAACCAUAUGAUGCUGAUUUGGGAAACGCAGGAAUAGCAUUUUGACAUUCUUUGUCUUGUAAAAUUUACUUCACUAGUGCAUAGGGACGAUAAAAAAGAAUGCCUAUUAUAUGCACUGGCAUAUCAUAUGGUACAUGGUACUUAAUGAACUAAAAAAUUU
Molecule: messenger RNA, 1192 nt
Organism: Parasteatoda tepidariorum (common house spider)
Lineage: Eukaryota; Metazoa; Arthropoda; Arachnida; Araneae; Theridiidae
Product: hepatic sodium/bile acid cotransporter
Cellular component (GO): membrane
Source: RefSeq, a predicted model, not a curated record